AUGAAUCAUUUUCAACAAAUUAUUUGUUUAUUGUCUGUUAUUCUUGUUGUUUAUUUUGGAUUUGCCAAUGGAGACAAGCAAUGUUAUGUAUGUAGAAGCUAUGCAGAGGGUGAAUUUUAUCCACAUUGUCCUAAAGAUGGUGAUGUGAAUCCUCAAAUAACAUGGAAAGAAAAUUGUACGGGACAUUGCUUCACAAGAACAGACGACUUAGAUGAUAAAUUGGUAUAUAGAGGCUGUUCAGAUUCUCAAUGGGGUUUACCAGAUCCUUUACCGCCCGAUGGUUGUUACACCUAUUAUUUGGAGGUCUGGUGUAUAUGUAAUAAAAAUCUCUGUAAUGGUAUAGCUAUAGGCGAAGGAGAGAUAGAAUUUGAUGCCCAUAUUCCAAAGGAGAUUGUUUCCCGAGAGUUUUCAAUUUCGAAUUCAAUUCUAUGUAAACCACCAGUUAAUUUCGACGAAGAGAGUAUUUGA
This is a messenger RNA of Lottia gigantea (owl limpet), 468 nucleotides long. RefSeq lists its product as hypothetical. Lineage: Eukaryota; Metazoa; Mollusca; Gastropoda; Lottiidae. The record is from RefSeq and is a predicted model, not a curated record. Bases 1 to 468 code for a protein of 155 amino acids. The transcript is spliced from 5 exons.